This is a messenger RNA of Diospyros lotus (date-plum), 1318 nucleotides long. RefSeq lists its product as uncharacterized. The transcript has 5 exons. The coding region runs from base 242 to 1135 and encodes 297 amino acids. The record is from RefSeq and is a predicted model, not a curated record. NCBI's taxonomy places the organism in Eukaryota, Viridiplantae, Streptophyta, Magnoliopsida, Ericales, Ebenaceae.
CAAAGAGUCAAAUCUAUUAUGAGACAAUAAGUGGUGAUCGGUGUUGCUCUGCACCAUCAACCACAACUAGCAGAUGCAUUGUAGAUAUUUGAUAAAAUGCCUAAAAGAGUUUUUGAGUUUAUUGCCGAUGAAAUCUUCAAUGGGUUUUGCAAAGGGAAAAUCAAAUUCGCGCCUCCGUGUCUGCCCGUAGAAGUUAAAAGAUAACUGCCCAGAAGAAAAAAUCGUACCUUCAAAAGCAAAAAUGUUAACGACAUUUGCCUCCCGUACGACGCCUCCUCCGAACCCACGACCUCCCCACCCACCAUCAACUACAACCACAACCGCCGGAAGUUUCAACAGCCUCUUCACCACCACCAGCCGCCGCCACCUCCUUGCUUCCCUCGCCAUCUCGACCACCACUCCCUUCUUAUCCACUCCACUCACCGAAGCUCGCGGCCUCUUCCAAAUGCCCCCUUAUCGACUCAGCAACCGGUACUUUCUGGUUCGGGCGGGGGAAUCUGAAUUCGAGAGCUUGGGGAUAGUGAACACAAACCCGGUUUCGAAGACGUCCAUGGACAAUGGAUUGUCGCUCAAGGGGAAGAAGCAGACUGUCAAAGCGGCUCUGGAAUUGAGGGCAAUAGGGGCUUGUGAGGGCAAUUGUUGGAUUUGGCCUUCCAUUACCCAGCGAGCUUAUCAGGCUGCCGAGAUUAUUGCUUCCGUCAAUGGGGUCAAUCGCAGCCGUAUAGUCCCAGAAUACAGCUUCUUGGAUGCCCGGGGUCUGGGAGCUUAUGAGGGCAAGAACUUAGAAUCCAUCUCUGAAGUAUAUGAAUCAGAUAGUAUUUCUCCAAAUAUCAAGCCACCACCGUUCGAUGAUGGAACGCCAAAUGAGAGUGUAGCAGACGUGUUUGUUCGUGUUACACAACUUAUGUCAAUCCUAGAAACCCAGUACUCCGAGGACACUAUCAUCAUCGUUUCGCCAGACUCAGACAACUUGACAAUCCUGCAAGCUGGUUUAACUGGACUUGAUCUUCGAAGGCACAGUGAACUAUCUUUUGGUCCUGGUGAAGUCAGAUUUAUUGAUGCUAGUAGCAUACCUUCUUACAAGCAGCCUGCAUCUGCUGUAUACAAGUGUUUGAAUCCUCCAAAGUGCAACUGAAACUAUUUAUUUGAAUGUUUAUUUGUCACACCAACAGAACCGGGAUUUCUUGCGGGAUUUUUACUCAUUGUACAUAUAGUUGAUUCGUAUCUAUUUGUCAAUAUAAUUUGAAUUUGGUUGAAAUGUUAGCUUUGUCCAAAUAAAGAUUUGGAUCACUGUCAUAUAUUUGCACUUUGGGCAUUU